AUGUACGCAGAAAUCGUUGCUGCCCUCACAGCCACGGCCAUUAUUGGCUAUUUUAUCAUUUACCCUGUAUUUGCAUACCUUCGCGAUGCCAAGGGCCUUCGAAGAUACCCCGGCUUCCAUCCCCUGGCGGGCAUCACCAACCUGCCCUUUAUGGGCGAGGCAAUGACUGGAUUCAGGUCAAAGACUCUGUACGAGAUGCACAAGACCCAUCCUGUCAUCCGCACCGGGCCAAAUUCGCUCUCGUAUGGCUCUCUUGAUGCCAUCAAGGACAUAUACGGCCACGGCACCAAGUGUACCAAAGGUUUAUUUUACGAGACAUUAUCCGGAACCCACUUCCAUCUUGCCGAUGUUGUGGACAAGCUCGAUCACCAGCGGAAACGCCGCGCCCUCUCCGCAGCCUAUGCCCUCAAGAACCUGGAGAACUGGGAGUUCAAAGUUGCGGACAAGACCGAGCGCUUCCUCAGGGCUGCUGAUCGUCACUGCACCUUGCCUCUCAAGAAGGGCUUCCGCCCCGAUGCUGCCGACCUGACCUUCAACUACCGUGACUACUCCAACUUCUUCACGCUCGAUGCUAUUGCGGAUAUUGGUCUCAGCGAACGCUUAGGCUUCCUUGACCAAGGCCACGAUCUGGUCAAGGCCGAGCGGAUGGACGGCACCACUCACUACGUCAACUACCGCGAGUGUCUCCACGCUACUGCCCGAGCUCAGGCAGUUCUCGUCUGGUCUGAGAAAUGGUACAACUUCAGCGUUGAGCUCUCCAAGCUAGUUUCUCCAGACUUCCGGAAGUGGUGGAAGCUGAACGAGGGCUGGAACGACAUCGUCUACCACCGCGCUACCCAGCGACUCAAGCGAUAUGAGGCUGGGGAGAAACUCCCCGACUUCUUCCAGGCCAUCAUGGAUCACAACGACGCUAACGAUAGUGGAGUUGAGUGGGGAGAGGUUGUUGCCGAGAUUUCCAUCAUGAUGAACGCUGGAUCUGACACCACUGCUAUUGCUAUGAACAACGUUGUCUUUUGGCUACUUAAGCACCCUGCCUGCUUGGCUAGGCUUCGCGGGGAGAUCGAUGCUGUCCUUGAUGCUGAUGAGGUUAUCGCCCCAUAUGACAAAGUCAAACAUCUCCCAUAUCUGCGCGCUUGCUUAGACGAGUCGCUACGCAUUACUCCCCCAACCACCUUCGGUCUACCUCGUCGCACUCCCCCCGAGGGUGCAAAUAUCCUCGGCGACUUCAUCCCCGGCGACACCACCGUUUCCAUCUCCGCAUACGUCGCCCACCGAGACCCCAAGAUCUUCCCCGACCCCGAGGCCUACAACCCUGACCGAUGGCUCGGCGACAAGGGCAAAGACCUUCAGCCGUACUUCAUCAGCUUCAGCGCCGGUGCCCGAGGCUGCAUUGGCCGCAACAUCAGCUACCUAGAGCAGACUGUUUUGUUGGCCAGUGUUGUACAUAGAUAUGAACUUGCUCUGCCGUAUCCGGAGUGGGAACCUGAGAGACGGGAGACCAUGAAUCUUUCACCGGGCCCUAUGCCACUGAAGCUUUGGCGACGGGACCUUGGGGUUUCCGACUUUGAUGAAAAAUAA
Messenger RNA from Ilyonectria robusta, 1578 nucleotides. Its product is annotated as cytochrome P450. The coding region runs from base 1 to 1578 and encodes 525 amino acids. The record is from RefSeq and is a predicted model, not a curated record. Gene Ontology annotation, molecular function: monooxygenase activity; oxidoreductase activity, acting on paired donors, with incorporation or reduction of molecular oxygen; heme binding. NCBI's taxonomy places the organism in Eukaryota, Fungi, Ascomycota, Sordariomycetes, Hypocreales, Nectriaceae. The transcript has a single exon.